Stereum hirsutum FP-91666 SS1 is the source of this 1113-nucleotide messenger RNA. RefSeq lists its product as uncharacterized. Gene Ontology annotation, molecular function: nucleobase transmembrane transporter activity. Gene Ontology annotation, biological process: transmembrane transport; nucleobase transport. The coding region runs from base 1 to 1113 and encodes 370 amino acids. The record is from RefSeq and is a predicted model, not a curated record. The transcript is spliced from 14 exons. Gene Ontology annotation, cellular component: plasma membrane. Lineage: Eukaryota; Fungi; Basidiomycota; Agaricomycetes; Russulales; Stereaceae.
AUGACUGCCUUUGGGAAGGCUCUUGGUUGGGCUGAAGUCCCCGGAUUCGAUAGGAGCUUGAGUUGGUCGCAGCUUUUUUUGACGAGCGAGGAUCUGCUUCCUGUAGGCCCUGAGAAGCAGACAUGGUCGACGAUCAACUUUAUAGCAUUCUGGAUAGCAGACAGUUUCAACGUCAACACGUGGAUGAUUGCCUCCACGAUGGUUCAAGCAGGCCUCUCCUGGUGGCAAGCUUGGAUCUGCGUUUGGAUAGGCUACGGCGUAGUCGCACCCUUCAUCGUUGCGAAUGCCCGGCCGGGUGCGGUGUAUCAUAUCACUUUCCCGGUCGUUGCGAGGACGAGCUUCGGAUUGUGGGGUAGUAUGUGGUGUGUUUUUAAUCGCGGUGUUAUGGCAUGUAUAUGGUAUGGUGUGCAGGCCAGUAUUGGGGGGGAUUGUAUGAAGGUCAUGCUGCGAGCAAUGUGGCCCAGCAUUCAGAAUAUUCCCAACCAUUUACCUGCAUCCUCGGGGACGACCACAGAAGACUUCAUGUGCUUUUUCCUCUUCUGGCUCAUCUCUCUCCCGGCGAUCUGGUUUCCCAUCCACAAAAUUCGCCAUCUGUUUACGCUCAAAGCGAUCGUGGCGCCUACAGCGGGCAUCACUUUCUUUAUCUGGUGCAUCGUCAAGGCGAAGGGCGUUGGCCCGAUCAUUCACCAACCCGCAACCCUUCAUGGGAGCGCUCUUGGAUGGGUGAGUACGGUAUGGUUCAUCGCUGCUUCGUUCAUUAUUGCGCAGUUAGGAACCAACAUCUCCGCGAACUCAAUUUCUGCGGGUUGUGACCUGACAGCGCUAUUCCCUCGUUUCAUCAAUAUCCGUCGUGGUGGAUAUGUUGCAGCUAUUGUCGGUCUCUGCAUGUGCCCAUGGAAUUUGCUCAAGGAUGGCACCACUUUUGCGACGUACCUUUCUGCGUACUCAGUAUUCUUGAGCUCGAUCGCUGGCGUUAUGAUAACGGACUACUAUCUCAUCCGCAAAGGGCACUAUCGAGUUGCUGACCUCUACAACGCGCGAAAAGAUGGGUGGUAUAGCUAUACCUACGGCGUCAACUUCCGGCAUGUUUCUUUCUCCGCUGCAUCCAUAUAA